CACCGCCGCCUGCGUCGUCGUCCCGGGCACGCACACCCACACGGCACGAGCACAGUGCCUGACCCACCACCCACCUGCUUCUUCCCCUCCUCCGCGGCGUCGAGCAGAUCGAUCACACGGUGAUCGACUCCGCCAUUGUUAGAGGCGAUCGAGCUAGAGAGAGAGAGAGAGAGAGAGGAGGAGGAAGAGGGAGGGGAGCGGAUUCUGUAUCGACGAUGCAGGUUGCUAGGAUUGCGAGAAGGGGGCUGUCGAGGCUCGCCGCGGCGGUGGAGACGGCGGCCGUGCCGAGAAUGCCGGCCUUCGACCACGUGCCGCUCCCCUACGACGGCCCGUCCGCCGCCGAGAUCGCCCGGAAGCGCGCCGAGUUCCUCAGCCCGUCCCUCUUCCACUUCUAUUCCAAUCCACUCAACAUCGUGGAAGGGAAGAUGCAGUACCUGUACGACGAGCGCGGGCGGCGCUACCUGGACGCGUUCGCCGGCAUCGCCACCGUGUGCUGCGGCCACUGCCACCCGGACGUCGUCGACGCGGUCGCCGCGCAGGCCAGGCGCCUGCAGCACUCCACCGUGCUCUACCUCAACCACGCCAUCGCCGACUUCGCCGAGGCGCUCGCCUCCAAGAUGCCCGGCGACCUCAAGGUUGUGUUCUUCACCAACUCCGGCACGGAGGCGAACGAGCUCGCCAUCAUGAUGGCGCGGCUGUACACCGGCUCCCACGACAUCAUAUCGCUCCGGAACUCCUACCACGGCAAUGCCGCCGGCACCAUGGGCGCCACCGCGCAGAAGAACUGGAAGUUCAGCGUCGUCCAGAGCGGCGUGCACCACGCCGUGAACCCGGACCCGUACAGGGGCGCCUUCGGCUCCGACGCCGACAAGUACGUGCGCGACGUGCAGGAGAUCAUCGAGUUCGGCACGACCGGCCAGGUCGCCGGCUUCAUAUCGGAAGCGAUACAGGGAGUAGGCGGGAUCGUGGAGCUGUCGCCGGGGUACCUGCCGCUGGCGUACGAGAAGGUCCGGAAUGCCGGGGGCCUCUGCAUCGCCGACGAGGUCCAGGCGGGCUUCGCCCGCGUCGGCAGCCACUUCUGGGGGUUCGAGACCCACGGCGUCGUCCCCGACAUAGUCACCAUGGCGAAGGGUAUCGGCAACGGCAUCCCGCUGGGCGCGGUGGUGACGACGCCGGAGAUCGCGCAGGUGCUGACCCGGCGGUGCUACUUCAACACGUUCGGCGGCAACCCGCUGUGCACCGCCGGCGGGCUCGCCGUCCUCCGUGUGCUCGAGAAGGAGGGUCUCCAGGAGAACGCCCACGCCGUCGGCUCCUACCUCAAGGACCGCCUCCGCGCUCUCCAGGACAAGCACGAAAUCAUCGGCGACGUGAGGGGGACGGGUUUCAUGCUCGGAGUCGAGCUGGUCACCGACCGGCAGCUCAAGACGCCGGCGAAAGACGAGAUCUGCCACGCCAUGGAGCACAUGAAAGACAUGGGCGUCUUGGUCGGCAAGGGCGGCUUCUACGGAAACGUCUUCAGGAUCACUCCCCCUCUGUGCUUCACCAAGGAGGAUGCCGAUUUCUUCGUCUCCGUGAUGGAUGCUGCGCUCUCCAAGCUCUGAAGACCUGCUUUACCAGGAGAGUGUUCCCUGCCACAGAAACCACAAGCACCACAGACGGUUCAGAACUUUCACCAGAGACGCAUGGCUUUCGAUGAUGAGCCGUUCAGUAAACCGUUCACUCGUCGAUGGCUCGAUGCGUUGACCUCCCAGGGUCAAAUGUUUACCCUAGCUAUAGGCCCCUCGUAGAGAAAAUCAUAGAAACCUCUUUCCCUGAUGAUGGUCGAGUCCAAGUAGGUCUACAAGGUCAUGCCAAAGUCGAUAUCAUAUAUAUUUUUGAAUCAUAUACCUGUAGAAUGGAAUUACUUCCGUGUAAUAGGCAUAUUAUACUGUAAUUAAUAUACAUAUGCUCAGUUUUAUUUUGCAAAAAAAGCAUGAUUAAUAUCUAUGUUAUCAUGCAUAUAACAAAAAGACCCAUCUGACAGAAGAAACAUGGGGUCUCCACUUUUCAAUCACCUGUAAAAUAGCAUAAACCUUAGUCACUUUCAGACAGUUUGGGUCGUCCCAAGAUUAAAAUAUGCUUUUUGGGGGAGAUUAAUAUACCUAUACAUACAUGGAAAUAACUCUA
This is a messenger RNA of Oryza brachyantha (malo sina), 2166 nucleotides long. Its product is annotated as alanine--glyoxylate aminotransferase 2 homolog 3, mitochondrial-like. The transcript has 8 exons. Bases 216 to 1601 code for a protein of 461 amino acids. Gene Ontology annotation, molecular function: transaminase activity; pyridoxal phosphate binding. Gene Ontology annotation, cellular component: mitochondrion. Lineage: Eukaryota; Viridiplantae; Streptophyta; Magnoliopsida; Poales; Poaceae. The record is from RefSeq and is a predicted model, not a curated record.